This is a messenger RNA of Oryza brachyantha (malo sina), 2717 nucleotides long. Its product is annotated as subtilisin-like protease SBT1.8. Gene Ontology annotation, biological process: proteolysis. NCBI's taxonomy places the organism in Eukaryota, Viridiplantae, Streptophyta, Magnoliopsida, Poales, Poaceae. Gene Ontology annotation, molecular function: serine-type endopeptidase activity. The transcript is spliced from 2 exons. The coding region runs from base 1 to 2316 and encodes 771 amino acids. The record is from RefSeq and is a predicted model, not a curated record.
AUGGAGCUCGCGCCGCUCCUCCUUCCUCUCCUGCUCCUACUCCUCCUCCUCCUCACCAAUGCCGACGCGGGGGGCACCAACGCGACGGCGACGACCUACGUCGUGUUCAUGGACCCGGCGCGCAUGCCGGCCGCGCACCCGUCGCCGGCGGACUGGCACGCGGCGCACCUCCAGUCGCUGGCCAUCGACCCGGGCAGGCACUUGCUCUACUCCUACUCCGCCGCGGCGCACGGGUUCGCGGCGGCGCUGCUCCCGCACCACGUGCCGCUGCUGCGGGGCAGCCCCGGCGUGCUCCAGGUCGUGCCGGACGAGGUGUUCCGGCUGCACACCACGCGCACGCCGGAGUUCCUGGGGCUGCUGGCCCCGGCCUACCAGCCGGCCAUCCACGGCCUGGAGGCGGCCACGCACGACGUGGUCAUUGGGGUUCUUGAUACCGGCGUGUGGCCGGAGUCGCCGAGCUUUGCCGGUGCGGGCCUGCCGCCGCCUCCUGCGAGGUGGAAGGGGGUGUGCGAGGCGGGCGUCGACUUCCCGCCGAGCGUGUGCGGGAGGAAGCUUGUCGGCGCGCGGAGCUUCUCGCGGGGGCUCCACGCGGCGAACGGUGGCCGUGGGAGGCUGGGAGUGGGAAGGAGGGUGUACGCGUCGGCGAGGGAUAGGGACGGGCACGGGACGCACACGGCGACGACGGCGGCGGGCGCGGUGGUGGCGAACGCGAGCUUGCUCGGGUACGCCACGGGCACGGCGCGCGGGAUGGCGCUCGGCGCGCGCGUCGCCGCGUACAAGGUGUGCUGGCCCGAAGGUUGCCUCGGCUCAGACAUUCUGGCCGGCAUCGACGCCGCGGUGGCGGAUGGGGUCGGCGUGCUCUCCCUGUCCCUCGGCGGCGGCUCGGCGCCGUAUUUCCGGGAUACUGUUGCCGUGGGCGCCUUCGGUGCCGCCGCGGCCGGCGUGUUCGUUGCCUGCUCGGCCGGAAACUCCGGCCCGUCCGGCGCCACGGUCGCGAACUCCGCGCCGUGGGUCGCCACCGUUGGCGCCGGCACGCUCGACCGUGACUUCCCCGCCUACGUCACGCUCCCCACCGGAGCGCGUCUCGCCGGCGUGUCUCUCUACGCUGGCCCCUCGCCCGCGCCUCGCCCCGCCAUGCUUCCUCUCGUCUACGGGGGCGGCAGCGACAACGCCAGCAAGCUCUGCCUGUCGGGGACCCUCGACCCAGCCGCCGUGCGCGGCAAGAUCGUGCUGUGCGACCGCGGCGUCAACGCGCGCGUGGAGAAGGGCGCCGUCGUCAAGGCCGCGGGCGGCGCCGGGAUGGUGCUGGCCAACACCGCCGCAAGCGGGGAGGAGCUCGUGGCGGACAGCCACCUCCUCCCCGCCGUCGCGGUCGGGAAGUUGGCCGGCGACAAGAUACGCGACUACGCCUCGCACGGCGGCGGUGGCAGGCCGAUGGCAAUGCUGAGCUUCGGCGGCACGGUUCUUGGUGUCCGGCCGUCGCCGGUCGUGGCGGCGUUCAGCUCCCGCGGCCCAAACACCGUCGUGCCGGAGGUCCUGAAGCCGGACAUGAUUGGCCCCGGAGUGAACAUCCUCGCCGGCUGGUCCGGCGUCGCCGGGCCGACCGGACUCGUCAAUGACGGCCGCCGGACAAACUUCAACAUCAUCUCCGGGACAUCAAUGUCAUGCCCUCACAUAAGCGGAGUUGCGGCGCUCCUCAAGGCCGCACACCCUGGUUGGAGCCCUGCCGCGAUCAAAUCUGCUCUGAUGACGACCGCAUACACCGUUGACAACACAAACUCUUCUCUCCGGGAUGCUGCUGGGGGGUUGCUUGCGAACCCUUUCGCUUUCGGCGCAGGCCAUGUAGACCCGCAGAAGGCGCUCUCUCCAGGCCUCGUCUACGACAUCUCGACUAAGGACUAUGUCUCCUUCCUCUGCUCCCUGAACUACAGCACCCCACAUAUCCAAGUGAUCACUAAGAUGUCCAACAUCACCUGCCCGAGAAAGUUCCGCCCCGGUGACCUCAACUACCCCUCAUUCUCAGUUGUGUUCAAGAAGAAUUCAAGGCAUGUUAUGAGGUUCAGAAGGGAGGUGACCAAUGUCGGCCCAGCAAUGUCUGUUUACAAUGUGAAGGUCACCAGCCCUGCAUCAGUCAGUGUUAAGGUGACACCAUCAAGGAUUGUGUUCAACAGGGUGGGACAGAAGCAGAGAUACUAUGUCACGUUCGCGGCUAAGGUCGACGACACAGGCAGCGUGAAACCGGAUUUCGGUUGGAUAUCCUGGUUGAGCAACGAGCAUGUCGUUCGGAGUCCGGUCGCUUAUACAUGGAAGAUGUGAGGACAGUGAGUGAUCCUUACUGGAUAUGUUCAGUUAUGUCCUGGAGGAGAUGAAAGAUAGGUAACUUGAUAUCGGUGUAGUUUGCUGAUUGCUUCACAAAGAGAAUCGGCGUGAAGCUCUCGACUGCAAUGCAGACCUGCAGUUCGUUCUUCCCAGUGUCGGUCACUCGCCGAACCUAGUUUUUUCCCCUUGUAGUUGUCAGUGCGUUUGCCCGGCAAGAAGCUUAUCUGCUACCACUAUUAACAUGUGAGGUUUCAUUUCUUUCUAGCGCCAAUGUUGUCAGACAUGAAAUAUAACCCUGAAAUGAAUCGGUUGUUUUAUGCCAAUGACCAGCCAUGGUAUUAUCCAUAUACUGAUUCUUGUACUCCUGAAUUAACUGAAGAAUGAAAUGAUUGUUGCAU